Beauveria bassiana ARSEF 2860 is the source of this 1503-nucleotide messenger RNA. Its product is annotated as proline dehydrogenase. The transcript has a single exon. Gene Ontology annotation, molecular function: FAD binding; proline dehydrogenase activity. The record is from RefSeq and is a predicted model, not a curated record. Gene Ontology annotation, cellular component: mitochondrion. Bases 1 to 1503 code for a protein of 500 amino acids. NCBI's taxonomy places the organism in Eukaryota, Fungi, Ascomycota, Sordariomycetes, Hypocreales, Cordycipitaceae.
AUGCCCUCCGUCCCUGCACGUGGGCUUGCUCGCCUGCCCGUGCACCGGGCCCUUCCUACCAUCAUCUCAUCCAUUCGCGUCUCGUCGCCAUCAUGUGUUGGCUUCACUGAGAAGAACCUCUUCACGGCUCCCCUUCAGCGCCGUUCCAUCCACAAUUCCGAGCGCAUGGCUAUCAGCUCCUCGGACCGCCGCACCAGCACUGUUGCUGAGCUACCAACUGUUGACCCUACCACUCAACCACCCAGCUCCGAGCCCAAAAGCGCUCCUCUGUCGGUUCUGCCACUGAGCAUGAUUGUCCGCUCCCUACUCACCACAGUCGUCUCGUCUUCUCCCAUCCUCCUCCCACCCUCGCUCCGCAUUAUGUCUCUCCUCGCCAACACUCACAACCCCAUCCUCAACCCCGACAAGAACCCUCUACUCCGCUUCUUCCUCAAAAAGACCUUUUACGCCCAAUUCUGUGCUGGUGAGAGCCCCGUUGAAGUGCAGGCAACCAUCGCUCGCCUCAAGAACAUCGGCUUCAGCGGCGUCAUUCUCGGCUACGCCAAAGAGGUUGUCCUGACGCAGGAUCAGGCCAAGUCCGUUGCCGCGGAGGACCAAGGAAAGGAGACUGACGCCGACAUUGCCAACGAGAUUGAGCCCUGGGCUCAUGGUACCCUCGAGACUGUUGCUCUCGCCGAGCCUGGUGACUAUGUUGCCCUCAAGUUCACCGGCGCUGGCCGCCUUGCUCUCUACCAGCUUUCGCAGAACCACGGUCCUUCCCCCUACCUGUACAAGUCCAUCGAUGCUAUUUGUGCCCUUGCCCAGCAGCGCGGUGUUCGUCUCCUUUUCGACGCUGAACAAGAUGCUCUUCAGGAUGGCAUCGACAGCUGGACCAUGACCUUUGCUCGCAAGUACAACACCUCUCCCGAGACUGCCACCGUCUAUGGCACCUACCAGGCGUACAAGAAGAAGACCCCCGCUGUCAUCUCUCGCCAUCUAGCCGACGCUCAGGAAGGCGGUUUCAGCCUUGGUGUCAAGCUGGUUCGUGGCGCAUAUCUCGGAUCUGACCCCCGUCAAUGCUUCUGGGAGACCCAGCAAGGAACCGACGCCUGCUACAACAGCAUCGCUGCUGGUGUCCUCACCCGCCAGUGGGGCCCCAUGGUUGAGGGUAAGGGAGAAUUCCCUAACGCUCACAUAGUCCUUGCUACCCACAACGUCGAAUCUGUCCGCCGUGCCCGUGCCAUCUGCGGUGCUGGUGGUGCCAAGUCCGGCAUUGCUUUCGCUCAGCUCCAGGGCAUGGCUGAUGAGGUUAGCUGCGAGCUUGUCGAGGCUGACAGUGCUAACAAGGGCACUGAACUCCCCGUCUUCAAGUACCUCGUCUGGGGCACCACUGGCGAGUGCAUGAAGUAUCUUCUGCGCCGUGCGAAUGAGAACAAGGACGCUGUCGGCCGUACACGCAGCGGUCGUGAUGCCAUGUGGGCCGAACUUGUCCGCCGAUGCAAGACUGCUGUCGGGUUUGUUUAA